GAGCUUGAGCUUAUUUAUAAAGACAUGGAUCCCAGCCAGCGCUCCCCUCCGCCCGUCCUUCCCUGCGGCAGCUGGCGGGAACUGAUGUUUGUCCGUCCUGUCCGUGAGGGUCUUGGGCACUGGAGCCACUUGUCUGUUUUUUUCCGAAGGGUGAACACUUUUCCCCAUGAUGUCAUUGUUCCUGCUGUCAGCCCUUUGUGCCCAGCCUGCCUGUGCGCCUGGAUUGGGGUAGAAAUAGUUUGGUGCCUGUUCUUAGCACCGUGGCUAAGCUACAGCUUUGGGCCUGAGGUUUCUACUCAUUCUCCUGCAGCCGGGCAUUUCUGGGGACGUCUCAAGUGGACAAAGCGGUGUUAAAUGUCCCAUCUGUUCUGCCAAGGGGGUGUUUGCUCCCCCUCUCACCAGCGCCUCGCAUGCCAGCGUCUGCCGAGCUCCUGGGGCUGAAAGCUCCUGGCCCCACCUUGAGUCUGCGUUCCGUCAGGCUGAGGGCAGCGCCGGCAGCUCACCCGUCACUGUGGCGUGGGCAACACAGAGUGGAGGGUACAGACCUCGGCACUUUUUAAUUACUCUUUAAUAAAAUGACAGUUUAGCUCAAGUAGGAUGUGUGCCAGUGGCCUCUGAGUGCAGGGCCCUGUCCCUACGCAAUCCCAGGCUGCACUGAAGUGACCAGGAUGCCAUUAAUGGUAGCCAGGAUGCUGCCAUUGCUGCUGUGGUGACUGAUGCCAUGACAGUAGCUGGCAUACAGUGAGGGUAACCAGGAUGGCACCACUGCAGUAACUAGGAGGCUGUUGUUGUUACCAGGAUGCCGUUGCUGCCCAGGUGUUCCAUUAACACCCUGGCCGUUGCAGGGGGCCGUUGCAGGGUCCCUGUGGCACUGGCCAUGGCAGUACCGAACAGCCAGAGCUCCUCACUGCAGCGGGAGGAGGUCCAGGCGAACUGGAAUGCUGGAGCAAGGCUCCUGAGGAGCUGGCAGGGGGCCAGGGAGCACCCAAAGUGUUGGGCAUCAUCCCUUGGGGUGCUGCAGAGGAUCAUGGAGUCACGGCUGAAGAAGCAUGUGGAGCUGGAGCUGCACCUUGCAGGCAGGGAGCAGGCAGCGGUCCGCCGAGACGCCCUGUGCCAGCUCGUCCUGGAUGAGCACCUACAGCACCAGCAGGAGCUGUGCCAGCAGGGGAAAGCCUUCUAUGUGGAGCGGCUCUGAGUGCUCAGCCCAGCGUGUGGCACUGGCCUGGCAUCGCCCAGCUCCUGACUGAGAAUAAAACACGUUGAGCAAGA
Vidua chalybeata is the source of this 1269-nucleotide messenger RNA. RefSeq names its product cilia and flagella associated protein 141 (gene CFAP141). The coding region runs from base 800 to 1195 and encodes 131 amino acids. The transcript is spliced from 4 exons. NCBI's taxonomy places the organism in Eukaryota, Metazoa, Chordata, Aves, Passeriformes, Viduidae. The record is from RefSeq and is a predicted model, not a curated record.